AUGGUGGCAAGAGUAGUGAUGGUUUUAAUGGUGAUGCACGUUUCAUUAGCACUAGUAGGUGCUCUUAAAACAUGCGAUAAGUGUGGAAGCAUGGAAGUUCCGUAUCCCCUAAGCACGAACCAAAAUUGUGGUGAUCCAAGGUACAAGAUCUACUGUAACAGUAAUGUUCUUGAGUUCGUAUCAGCUGAAAAAUCCAUCUAUAAGAUUCUUAGUAUAAACCCUAGUAAAUACACUUUUGUUAUUAGUCCUCCAACCAUUAAGAGUGGUACUUGCCAAUCUUCUGAUCUCAUGGUAGGAGGUUUAAGAUUGGAUGAAGAUCUCCCAUUCAAUAUAUCGCCACGAAACACGGUUAUGCUGUUGAACUGUGCUGAAAAUAUCCUUCUAUCACCGUUAAAUUGUUCAUCAACCAGUUUGUGCAGGAAGUUUGAGGAAGGAAAUGCUUGCAGGAACGAACUUUGUUGUACGUACUUGAAGGAUGCUUCCAUGAAUCAACAUAAGAUUAGGGUUAGGGUUGGAGGUUGUACUGCUUAUACUUGUGUUGUUAAUAUGAACCCUAAUAACCCUCCAAGCUCCUGGAACUAUGGGAUUGAACUUCAAUGGUUACCAGUACCUUAG
Papaver somniferum (opium poppy) is the source of this 615-nucleotide messenger RNA. RefSeq names its product wall-associated receptor kinase-like 20. The transcript has a single exon. NCBI's taxonomy places the organism in Eukaryota, Viridiplantae, Streptophyta, Magnoliopsida, Ranunculales, Papaveraceae. The record is from RefSeq and is a predicted model, not a curated record. Bases 1 to 615 code for a protein of 204 amino acids. Gene Ontology annotation, molecular function: polysaccharide binding.